This is a messenger RNA of Mycetomoellerius zeteki, 2582 nucleotides long. Its product is annotated as protein HID1. Gene Ontology annotation, cellular component: Golgi trans cisterna; Golgi medial cisterna; membrane. Lineage: Eukaryota; Metazoa; Arthropoda; Insecta; Hymenoptera; Formicidae. The record is from RefSeq and is a predicted model, not a curated record.
UGGCGAUGAUGGUGUUCGUUUAAAGAGCAGCGACGCGUUUUCACUCCCUUUUAGCUGCGACGAAUCUUUAAUUGUUACUGGUGACGACGAAGAACGCAAUGGGCAAUGCUGAUACAAAACUGAACUUUCGGAAGGCUGUGGUGCAAUUAACGUCGAAAAUUCAGGUGAUCGAUGCAUCGGACGAUAUAUUCUGGGAUCAAUUCUGGUCUGAGAAUGUGACCAACGUUCAGGAUAUCUUUACCCUGAUUCCGGCCCCGGAGAUUCGUGUGUUGAGAGAAGAGGCACCUUCCAAUUUAGCCACAUUAUGCUACAAGGCGGUCGAGAAGUUAGUCAAGGCAGUUGAUAGCAGCUGCAGGACUCAACGGGAGCAUCAGAUUGUUUUGAAUUGCUGCCGCUUGCUGACACGCUUGUUACCCUACAUAUUCGAGGAUCCCGAUUGGAAAGGCUUCUUUUGGUCCAGUUUACCUGGCAAAGAUGACGAGGAGAGCUUACCAUUGGCACAUUCUUUAUUGAAUGCACUUUGUGAUCUAUUAUUUUGCCCUGACUUUACUGUAGCUGCAAACAGGAAAUCCGGUCCGGAUAAAGCCGAUGAGUUGCAGUCGAUAGACAGUUGUGAAUAUAUAUGGGAAGCGGGAGUAGGCUUCGCAUAUUCGCCACCUAGGUACCCCAUUCUAGAUUCCAACCGUACGGAAUUGUUGAAGCUCUUGUUGACAUGCUUCAGCGAAACCAUGUACAAUCCGCCGAUGGAUCUAUCAAUCACGCCGAACAAAUGGAUUGAACAUUUGACUAGCAGUGAAAACAGACACGCUUUACCUAUGUUUACAUCACUUUUAAACACAGUAUGCGCAUAUGAUCCCGUCGGAUAUGGAGUGCCAUACAAUCAUUUACUGUUCACGGAUUCCUUAGAGCCGCUGGUCGAUGUCGCGUUGCAAAUCUUGAUCGUAACUUUAGAUCAUGACACUACUGGUGGAAUACCGUUGGAAGAGGGAGCAGUCGGAGACAAUUUGUUCAUCAAUUAUUUGAGUCGAAUCCAUCGCGAUGAAGAUUUCCAAUUUGUUCUAAAGGGUAUCACUAGACUGUUAAAUAAUCCAUUAAUGCAAACAUAUCUGCCAAACUCGACCAAAAAAGUGCAUUUUCAUCAAGAGCUGCUAGUCUUCUUCUGGAAGAUGUGUGAUUACAAUAAGAAGUUCUUGUAUUACGUGCUAAAGAGCUCCGACGUCCUUGAGGUUCUCGUGCCGAUUCUUUAUCACUUAAACGAUUCGCGUGCUGACCAAUCACGAGUUGGUUUAAUGCACAUCGGUGUAUUUAUUUUACUUCUCUUGAGCGGAGAACGCAAUUUCGGAGUGAGGUUGAAUAAACCCUAUACGGCUACAGUGCCUAUGGAUAUUCCCGUUUUUACAGGAACGCAUGCUGAUCUCUUAGUCACUGUAUUUCAUAAAAUCAUCACGACCGGUCAUCAGAGACUGCAACCGCUAUUCGACUGUCUACUAACGAUUCUAGUCAAUGUGUCGCCGUACCUUAAAACACUGUCUAUGGUGGCCAGCACGAAACUGCUACAUUUGUUGGAGGCAUUUAGUACGCCAUGGUUCCUUUUCUCAGCACCCACUAAUCACCAUUUGGUGUUCUUUUUACUCGAGAUCUUUAACAAUAUUAUCCAGUAUCAAUUUGAUGGAAACAGCAACUUAGUCUAUACUAUAAUACGCAAACGGCAAGUAUUCCACGCUCUCGCGAAUCUGCCCAGUGAUUGCAACACGAUCGCGAAGUCCCUUAGUAAGAGGCAGCGUCGUCACAUGCCUGCGAGUACAUCUAACGUUGAACCUGGCACUUUGAAGGCAUCCUUGUUGGAGACUCCCGGUAUUGAGAACAUGACGGAAAAAGAAUCUGCGCAUCCACUGAGUCCGGCGGUCAGCAUUGACAUUAAUAAAUUAAUUAAUAAUCGAUCAGAGAGCAAGACGGAUAUCGCAGAAGAAUCAAUGAAUGCGACCAAGAAUUCCGUGGUGCCGAAGGGUGGCAUUCGUGUGGCUGAGCAAACGAGUACCAAUAAUAUCAAUAACGUUAAUCAGUGGGUGCCGUCCAGCGAGUGGGUGUAUCAGUGGAAGAGCAAGCUUCCUCUGCAGACCAUUAUGCGACUGCUUCAGGUCCUCGUUCCACAGGUCGAGAAAAUCUGCAUCGACAAGGGGCUGACAGACGAGAGCGAAAUCUUGAAGUUUCUGCAACACGGUACUCUUGUUGGGUUAUUGCCAGUGCCGCAUCCUAUUCUCAUCAGGCGGUAUCAGGCUAACGCCGGCACAACCGCAUGGUUUCGUACGUAUAUGUGGGGUGUUAUAUAUUUGAGAAACGUCGAACCACCCAUAUGGUACGAUACAGACGUUAAGCUGUUCGAGAUCCAGAGGGUUUAGAUAAUAAUUGUCAAAAGGUUCGUUAUCGUUCGCUUGAAAUACUGUUUUAUUGGCAGUGCGCAAGAAGAUGAGUCAUCGAACUCGUUAUUGUGUGUGUAAUAUUAUUCCUGAAUAUUAAUUAAAAUUGAAGGAUUCAAUGUGACGCUUUCAUAAAAACUCUUUAAUAGUUUCUUCUGUUUUAAA